Molecule: messenger RNA, 549 nt
Organism: Dibothriocephalus latus
Lineage: Eukaryota; Metazoa; Platyhelminthes; Cestoda; Diphyllobothriidea; Diphyllobothriidae
Source: the annotation of a GenBank genome assembly
AUGCCGCCUGCCUCCCCGACCAAACUUCCCAACCAAUCAAGUGGCAGCAAUAGCAGUUGUCUCUGGCCCGACUCCGAGUCCCCAAACUCUCCACCAGCUCAACACCACCAUCACCCCUCGACUGGUGUCUACUUUACCGGUCCCGCCCGAGUGCCUACCACCACAGUCUGUUACAACAUCAGCUACCCCCAGUUUAACAGCCUCGGUAUUUACGGCACUCCGACCGGUGGUGAUGAGUGCUUGUCACCAACACUGCGUGAGCUCACCAGUACGCAGUCAGACUCUCCUCCUCAGACGAUGGAAGUCCUGGAGCCCCCAGAAGCCGCCCGGGAGGCCGUCCAGGGACCCGACAUUGCGCAUCCCGGUGCCUGGACAGCCCUGCCUUCAGGUACUGUCUGGCCGUAUCGCUUCGCUGAAGACUAUAGCAGUGGUGUUGAUGCCUUCCGUCUGGGGUGCGGUGAGGUUGAGGGUGAGGGUGGCUAUCAGACGACCCUGCUUGAGGCCCCGCGUCCCAACUACAGCCUGUUUCUGUACCAACAGCAGCAUCGG